This is a messenger RNA of Solenopsis invicta (red fire ant), 570 nucleotides long. RefSeq lists its product as uncharacterized. The transcript has a single exon. The coding region runs from base 1 to 570 and encodes 189 amino acids. The record is from RefSeq and is a predicted model, not a curated record. NCBI's taxonomy places the organism in Eukaryota, Metazoa, Arthropoda, Insecta, Hymenoptera, Formicidae.
AUGGCCGAUAAAAUAAAAUUACUUAUUCAAAAGCGAACUUCAUUGAAGUCACAAAUUACAAUCUUAAUGAAUGCACUCGAUAAGGGCGGAGUGGACAAUUCCUCAUUGAAAUUACGGAUGAAUCGUUUAUCAGAAUUAUAUCGAGCGUUCGAAGAUUACAACGAUGAACUCGCGGUAUUAGAUCCGAGUGACGCGCAUCAAAAUGAAUUUUUAGGCUUGCAAGAACGAUAUUAUGCGAUCGCGAGUAGGGUAGAAGAUAUUUUAUAUUCGUCGAACACUUUGGUAACCGAAGCGAGCGGAUCGUCCGGCGCGACUCGAAGCGAUAGUGUAGCGUCAACAACCGUCAUUAAAAAACGAUGUAUUAAGCUUCCCGACGCCUCCUUGCCAACGUUCGACGGCAAAUAUGAAAAUUGGCUAUCGUUUAAAAAUACCUUUAGUAACAUGAUAGGUUCACAAGCAGAUUUAUCAGAUGUGGACAAACUACAUUAUCUAAAGUCAGCUCUAACCGGCGAGGCAUCUAGCAAAAUACGAAUAUUCACGAUAGAUGGAAUUAACUAUACAAAGGCAUAG